Molecule: messenger RNA, 2625 nt
Organism: Centruroides sculpturatus (bark scorpion)
Lineage: Eukaryota; Metazoa; Arthropoda; Arachnida; Scorpiones; Buthidae
Product: complex III assembly factor LYRM7-like
Exons: 5
Coding region: 373-708 (111 amino acids)
Biological process (GO): mitochondrial respiratory chain complex III assembly
Source: RefSeq, a predicted model, not a curated record
GUUUCGAAAUAACGAGGUUUUACUGUACCAGGAAUGGAUUACCCCGAAAAAUUCCUAGUGUUUUUCGACUCGUAAGGAUUCGUUUCCGAGUCGAUCGUCCGGCCAAUGAAAACAGGGUAGAGAGCGUAAACAGAAGAUUCACAGCCAGGACCGGCGCUACGCACCGGCUCAGUUCACAGUGUACGUAAGAAUGAAAAACGUAACACGAAAAGCUAUUUAUCAUUGAAUAGGAUCCUAAUACUUUGUAGGGCUACUUCGAGCCUUAAUAACAGCUCUGCAGCGCCCUGGCGUGGAAUACAAUUAUAUGAGUUUCUUCAAGUAUUUUAUACCUAGCUCGUAAUAUCAAAUUGUUCUAAUAGACUCCUUCAGUGGAUGUUUAUUUUCAGACUUCUCUGCAAUUUUCGUGACCAUAUAAUAUGCCAGCAGUUCAUAAAAGGCUGGGAUCAAGACUGUCAGGUUCUUGCAUGUUAUCGCUCUCUGUAUAGAACAAGAAAAACAGUUUUUGAAGGAGAUGUACAUGCACUUCAAAUAUCAGCAAAGAAAUUACGAGAUGAAUUUAGAAAAAAUAUUUCAGUAAAUGAUCCUAAAAGAAUUGAAGAGUUGCUUGAGGUUGGGCAGAAUGUUGAAAGUUUGCUGAAAAAGCAUGUUGUGCAAUUACGUUUGAAUGAUAAAGGAAAUUAUGGUAAGAAAAAUGCUCUAAAUAUAUAAUUUUUUACAUUGUAUAUAUUGUUUUAUAUGUGAAAUGAAUGUAACACAUAACUUUACUGUUAUUUAUUUAGUCAUAUAAUUUUUUAAUUUAUAAUUGGUUGUUAUUCCACUUAAUACUGGAUAAUUUGUUAGUUUUAUAUUCAUUUUUAUCAUGUUAAUUUAUAUUUCUAAAUUAAUAUUCUUUACAAUUAAAAUAUCUUGGUCAUAAGUGAAGCUGAGAACAAUAUAAGUUACAAAGUAACACAAAAGUUCAUUUACAUUUUGUGUAUUCAUUUCUCACAUUUGAUUGAAUGACAGAACACUUUGAAACAGAUUUAAUUUUGGCAUACAAAGAGAGCAAAUAAAAAAAAUAUAUAUAAAUCAUGAAUUAUCUUUAAGUUUACACAAUUACAUAACAACAGUAUUUUUUUAAACAUUCAUGUAUAAAAUUAAAAAUUCUAUUAAGGUUUUGCUUAUAUUAGUUUUACAUGUAAUCAAAAAUUUAUUGUUUUUCAAUUAAAUGAAAGUAAAAAAAUCACCAGUUAUUUAGUAUUAAAAUAUAAGCCUACCCAUUUAAUCAAACAAAGUUCCACAUGUGAAUUGUGAAAGAAUACUUUGUCAACAAAGAUGAGAACAGUAACAGUACAAUAAAUUUUAUGAAUUUUGAUUUAGGUGAGGAUUAGUACUUUGAAAAGAAUUCUGGAAAGUUUAAAAAGAAUUUACUGGGGUGACUUUUUAAAACAAUACAAAUUUAAAAAAGAUUAAAGAAAUUUUAAUUAUACUCAUAAAACUUUGAUUUUAUAACAAUAUAAGUUACCCUAACUAACUAUUUUUCCAGAGAUCAACCUGAAAAACUCUGAUUCUUAACUCUUAAGUAUUUUUGAGCUUAUCCAGUUUAUCUUCAGGGGCUCUUUUGUUUUAAUUUUCUCUGUGAAUAUUUUCAUGAUGAUGAAUUAAAAAUUGUGAUUGUAAAUGUAACAUCAAUUCCAGUUGACAAUGAUGAUAAUUUUCAAUUGAAUGCAUUUAUAAAUUAUUUAUUACUGUAAUGGAUGAAUUAUUUGGUAUUCUUGAAACUAUUUUUCCAUGUUGAGCUGAUUUGUAUUUUGUGACUUUUAUAUAUUUCAUUUUUAUUUUAUUAAAAUUAGAAAAGUAAAUUAUUUACAAAUUAUGUUAUUAUUUAGCAUACUCAUUAUGACUGAAAAGAUUUCUUGAUAUGGUCAUACUUCAAAAUGAUUGUUUUUAAGGAUUCUUUUUUGCCUUAAAUAUCAUGCAUGAGAAGAAAAAUAAUCAUUUUCUAUAGAUGUUAGAAAAAUUGAGAUAAUUUUCAUGUUUUUUUUUGACUGAUUUGAAAACCUUUCAUGAAUAUGACCAAAAAAACUUUAAAAAAAUGUCUUUCUGUCAAAUCUAAGAUGAAAUGAAAUAAAUUUCAUUAAUUAUAUUGUCAUUAAUAUCACUAUAAGUUGUAAAAUUUUGUCGGAUGACAAUUUUACAAAAAUUAAUUUGAAGAUGUAGUCUGUCCGAAAUUGGUAACCACCAUUUAUUCACUUCUUGUGUUCCAGAAUACAAACAAUUGACGAUCUGACCUUUUUUUUGUAUGCUGCUUCACCAUCAAGUUUAAAAACAUUCCUUUAAAAAACAGAAAAAUAUCCAAUUAAAAUUACAAAGUGAAAAUUGGAACUGGCAGAUCUUACAGACAUCAUUUUUCUUUCCAUCCUUACCCUUAAAUACUACUUUAAGUUUUAAAAUGUUAUUACAGUAUAUUAUAAUUUAAUUUAAUGUCAUCUUUAAAAGUAGGCAACUUUGAUAAGCUUUAAUGUUUUAUAUUGAACAGCUGAUGAAAAUUUGACAAGCUAUUUGGGAUUAGACAUAUCUGAACAGAAAAAGUGAUAAAUCAUCAAACUAGUUUUUUUCAUUUUUUAAAAUAAUUUUUAAGUAUUU